AUGAGUUUGUCGGACUUGAAGAACAGCAUCUUGGAGAAGCUUGGCGUGUUGGGUUGCAAGUGGGUGAAGAAACUAUUCUACAAGAUUCCCAUGGCGGUUGUCUCGACCGGUGUUCAGUAUGAAACCUUUGCGGUUAAGGCUGAUGAAGAUAUUAGGGUUCUGUUCUACUGUGUAAGGAGUUUUCCGGAGAUCAGAAUCCAUGAGUUGUUCGCGAAGUUGGAGGUUGGUGUCGAUAGUUCUGGGGCAUCCGCUCCAGUUCCUUGCGUAGCUUCCGCGGGUGGUGCAUCUAGUUCGAUGCCUGCGGUCAGACCGUAUCUUCCGCCGGUUCAAUCACCUUCUUUUGCGGAUGACUUAGAACAAACGGAGGUUGUUGGUUCUGUCCCUUUGGAGCAUGCAACAGUCAUUGAGCCUCCCAACGUUGUGGGCACCGGUGGUGGCCUCGUGCCUUAUCUCGGAGAAUUUGGUGGACCUGAUCAAGUAGAGAAUGCAAUGCGUGACGAUGAGUCUGACCAGGAGCCUGUUGAUAUCGAUGGUUACAGCGACGAAAACACAGGCGGCGAUCCACAUGCGCAGCAUCGGCCUUCAAGUUCUGCUUCUCAUCAAUACCCUCCACACUUCUCGACACUAAACUUGGAAGCUCUUGGUCAACAGGAAGACAGUGGUAACAGAGUGGGUAGAUCUUCUACAGAAUUUGAGAUUGGGCAAUCGUUCCAGAGUAAAGAUGAAGCUGUGCUCAGUGUGAAGGACUAUAGCAUUCGGCGAGGUGUUGAGUACAGAGUCAUCGAAUCGGAUCAUUUGAAGUAUCAUGGAAAAUGCAAGGAAUUCGGCAAGGGUUGUACUUGGUUGAUUCGUGUAGCGCUUCGUGCACGAAAGGGAACUUGGGAGGUUAGGAGGUACAACGGGCCACACACAUGCCUCGCAACUUCUAUUUCAAGUGAUCACCGUCAGCUGGAUUAUAACGUUAUAUGUGCGAGGAUUCUUCCUAUGGUUAGGGCGGAUGCUGCGGUUACGGUAAAGGUACUUCAACAAGCGACAGAAGCUGAUUACGGUUUCAGGCCUAGUUACAGGAAGGUCUGGUUGGCUAAGAAGAAGGCAGUGGCACAAAUAUAUGGAGAUUGGGAAGAGUCUUACGCGGAGUUGCCCCGUUGGAUGCUAGGGAUCCAGGCGACAAUGCCGGGAACAAUCACGGUGCUGAAGACGUCUCCGGUUCAGAUUGGUGGUGGGGUUGAUGAGUCAACGAUGUACUUUCACCGACUUUUCUGGACAUUUCCACCCUGUAUCGAGGCAUUCCGGCAUUGCAAGCCACUCGUCAGUAUUGAUGGUACCCACUUGUAUGGGAAGUAUGGAGGGACGCUGCUGUUGGCGAUAGCUCAGGACGGAAACUCGAACAUCCUGCCGAUAGCAUUCGCCCUUGUGGAGGGGGAAAAUGCAGAGUCGUGGUCAUUCUUCUUGUCCAACCUCCGAGAGCAUGUGACUCCUCAGGAGGGUAUCCUUGUUAUCUCAGACAGGCAUAAUGGGAUCAAGGCGGCCCUUGAGGCACCUGAGACUGGAUGGCUGCCUCCUCGUGCUUUCCGGGCCUACUGUAUAAGGCAUGUGGCAGCGAAUUUCGCCCUAACGUUCAAAGGUAAGGACUCAAGGCGGUUACUGGUCACUGCUGCCUACGCCAAGACUGAGGCAGAGUUUUACUACUGGUUCGACAUCAUGCGGACUGAGAAUCCAGCAAUGUGUGACUGGGCCAACCGUAUGGAGUAUGACAAAUGGACCCAACAUGAGGAUGCUGGUCGACGGUUCGGGCACAUGACCACAAACAUCAGUGAAUGUGUGAACUCCGUGCUAAAGGGAACUCACAACCUGCCGGUCACAUCGUUGGUUAAGUCAACCUACGGGAGGCUUGCUCAGCUAUUUGUGGUACGGGGACAGACAGCAGAGGCACAACUCGGAUCCGGCCAUGAAUUCUGUCAGGCAUUGGUCAAGGCUAUUGAUCGGAACCUUAGAGACUCCAGGUGCUUUACUGUGACAUUAUACGACAGGCAUCAGUCCGAGUACACCGUGGCUGAGACAACACCAACGGGGACGUUCUCUCUUGGUAGCUAUAGAGUUUCUCUUAAAGAUCACCGAUGCGACUGUGGUCACUUCCAGGCGCUGCAUUAUCCAUGUUGCCACGCCAUUGCCUGUUGCGCCUACUCCCGGCUAAACUGGGCGUCAUAUGUUCACGAAGUGUAUCGUAUGACUGAGGUGUUCAACGUUUACAAGCAGGGGUUUCUCCCACCUAUUCCUGAAGGCUUGUGGCCUCCAUAUGGUGGCCCAACCAUCAUUCCUGACCCUAAUCUGCGGCGUGCAAAGGAAGGUCGUCCAAAGGCAAGCAGGAUCCGUGGAAACAUGGAUCAGUCUCAAGAGAAUCAGCCGAAGCGUUGUGGGCUAUGCCGUCAGCCUGGGCAUACGCGAAGGAACUGUCACCAGCGAUCACAAAGUGGUGGAGGGGAUGCGUAG
Arachis duranensis is the source of this 2490-nucleotide messenger RNA. RefSeq lists its product as uncharacterized. The record is from RefSeq and is a predicted model, not a curated record. Gene Ontology annotation, molecular function: zinc ion binding. The transcript has a single exon. Bases 1 to 2490 code for a protein of 829 amino acids. NCBI's taxonomy places the organism in Eukaryota, Viridiplantae, Streptophyta, Magnoliopsida, Fabales, Fabaceae.